Messenger RNA from Folsomia candida, 1814 nucleotides. Its product is annotated as zinc finger protein 226. Bases 390 to 1484 code for a protein of 364 amino acids. Gene Ontology annotation, molecular function: DNA-binding transcription activator activity, RNA polymerase II-specific; RNA polymerase II cis-regulatory region sequence-specific DNA binding. The transcript is spliced from 3 exons. The record is from RefSeq and is a predicted model, not a curated record. Gene Ontology annotation, biological process: regulation of transcription by RNA polymerase II. NCBI's taxonomy places the organism in Eukaryota, Metazoa, Arthropoda, Collembola, Entomobryomorpha, Isotomidae. Gene Ontology annotation, cellular component: nucleus.
UCUUCCUUCCCUCUACACCAGCUGGAUUCUCUCAGGAAAUUAAUACUUAACUGUGGUGCAGUAUAUCAAUUAAUUAAAUAAUAUAAAUCUGGUAACGUUUAACAUAAUGAAGAAGAAAAUGAGAGUUGUAGCUUUUAAUUUUGUUAUUCAUGUUUAAUUGAAUAAACUAAAAGUACGUCUUUCUACAUAUUCCGAUCGUGACGGAAAAUAAAUAGUGCACGGAACGGAUGUGACAUAGUUAUUUUUAGAUAUUUUUAGCAAAUAUAGAUAAGAUCUCAAUCAUUACCAGGCAGUUUCUUUAGUACCGCCUUGGGGUGAUGAUUUAUCUCUACAUUAUUUAGAGUGAAUUAAUUAUUAAUUUACUAACGGACAGAUACUAACGGACCACUAUGAAGAGACAGGACAAAAAGGAAUCCCGUAAGAGGGUUAUCUUUCGAUGUGACAUUUGCGAUGAAGAUAUUCCUCGUGUCCAUAAACAGAAGCACAUCCGUGCUCACUUUGCCACAAACCGGCGUCCACGCAAGUGCAAAUUGUGUGGUAAAAAUUUCGCAUGCCCGGUCACUUUGGAAACUCAUGUUAGAAGUCACACGAAAGAAAUGUUGUACAGUUGCGAUACUUGUGGGAAGGAGUUUACUCAAAAAAGCAAUUGGAAGACGCAUGAAAAGCAGGUCCACCACGUCCCCGCUGAUAUGAUUCAGUGUGGAAUCUGUUACACUAAAGUGAAGAAAUCCACCGGGCUUGAACGCCACGCAAUUUUUUGCGGGAAGGAAUCAGACUACUAUUCGGUGAAGGAAGUUCUAAAUCCUGACAAAAAUCCGAACGCAAGGAAGAAAACUGACACCAUUUGGCAAUGUAAUCUGUGCCCCGAUAAACCCAAGAGGAGGAAGGAAUACAUCGAAGAACACGUGAUCCGAAGCCAUCUUAAAGUCAAGUUGUACUCUUGCUACUUUUGCAAUAUGAAAUUCGUGCAUAGAACAGAGCUACAACUGCACUUGAGGUCGCAUACGUGCGAAAAACCUUUCACGUGCAAAACAUGUGGGAAGGGAUUUUCCCAAUCGCCACAUUAUCAAAUCCAUCUGGCGUCACAUUCGGAGGACAGGGCGUUUAAGUGUGGCCUCUGCCCGAAAACUUGCAAGACGUUGGCUGCCCUGAAGAUCCACGCUGCUCUCCACACGCAGGAGAAGCAUUUCAAGUGUACCGUUCCAGAUUGUGGGAAAGACUUCCACUGUUCCAGAUCGCUUGCACGACAUAUCGGUCGCGACCACUUGAAACGUUUCCCUUUCUCAUGUGAGGUAAAAGGAUGUCGAAAGGCUUGCAUGAGUCGACAGGAACUAAAAAUACAUCACAUUCACUCUCACACUGAUGAGAAGCCGUUCCGUUGCAACCUUUGCAACGUGGGUUAUAAAACGAAUGGCAAAUUGUUGGAACAUCGGAGGAAAAAUCAACGCCAUAGAAAAUUGGAGGAAGAAAGUUCUACACUUUAAAUAAUCCGGUAACAGUGGAAUUUCCUGCUGGUGAAUAUACAUAUUUAUGUAUGCAUACCUGUCCAAUUUCAUUCAUGUGACUGAUUUAUAAUCAUCAAAAUGCAUUUUCUGCGAUUUGAAUGUAUUUAAAUGAAUGAAAUAUUCAGUAAUUUCAGAUGAGUCAGUGUGAAUCAAAGGAUUUCUCACUUACCUAUUUAUGUAUGAUAUGUUGAGCACUAUUAUGAAUUUAAAAAAACGCUUUUGUACCACCUCAAUAAUUGGAGUCUAUGGAAAUAUUGAGAUCCUUCAUGCGAAAGUUGAUAUGAAAAAUAAAGCCGUUUAUAAAAUGAA